Messenger RNA from Rana temporaria (common frog), 2168 nucleotides. It is a transcript of the gene NPTXR, whose product is annotated as neuronal pentraxin receptor. The transcript has 5 exons. Lineage: Eukaryota; Metazoa; Chordata; Amphibia; Anura; Ranidae. The coding region runs from base 146 to 1567 and encodes 473 amino acids. The record is from RefSeq and is a predicted model, not a curated record.
UUGCUAAGUCAGAGCCCAGGCAAGGGCUGUGCAUUGUAUAGAGUACUAGGCUCGGUGAGGGAUCGUCCAUUAAGCUCCUCUUUUCUUCCAUCGCCCCCCUGUAGCUGUCACCCUGAAGUUUCUGGCCGUCUUACUGGUGGCAGGAAUGCUUGCAUUCCUAGGUGCCAUCAUAUGCAUUAUAGCCAGCGUCCACCCUGCCGCCAAGGGACCUGUCCUUGGUGCUGAAAAUGAGUCGGCUCCAGCCGUCCCCAAUGAGAAGAGCCUGGGAGCUCUCCAUGGUGUCAAGACUCUGUACGGAUCAAAGGACGCCUUCCUGGAGCUCCCAGGAUCCAAGAGCCAGUCUCCCCCCAGCUUCAGUAGACUCAUCUGCACCCCCUUAGCCAUGGAGUGCCCCUCUGAUGUACAGAGAGACUCCCCCCAACCUGCUGGAGAAGAGCUCCUCAACCUUCAGAGCACCGCCGAGCAGCUCCGACACACCAUGCUACAGCAGAAGAAGCAGAUCCUCACCGACCAGGAGGCCAUCCGGGAGCUCACCGGGAAGCUCAGCCGCUGUGAGAACGGCCUGGACAAGGAUGGAUGGGGUCCCAAGGAAGGAGCCAUGGGGGAUCUACCCCUGGACUCCCCACAGGCGGUGCAGGAAUUGGAGGAGGCGGUCAGGACGCUCAAGGAUCGCAUUGAAAAAAUUGAGCUGGAAAUCCAGCAGAGAGUGCACAACUUGACUGCGCCAACAUCCACUUCACCUUCACCUCUUUAUGGACGGGAUUCUCUACAGUCCAAGUUGCUUGAGCUAGAGGCUCAACUUUUAGCCAAACUUCUAGAACUAGAGAAGGAGCAAACAACAGCUUCAGGUGAAAGAGACAAGCAGGACAUAGAGAAGGAACUGAGCAUUCUGCAGAACCGCAUAGCGGAACUGGAACAAGGUUACCCUGGUUAUCAUCCAGAGAACUUCAAGCUCAGUUUUUCAGUACGUACCAACUAUAUGUAUGGACGAAUGAAAAAGACUCUCCCGGAGCUCUAUGCUUUCACUUUAUGCCUGUGGUUAAAAUCCAAGACAACCUCAGGGUCAGGCACUCCCUUCUCCUAUUCUGUCCAUGGUCAACCCAAUGAGAUUGUACUGCUGGAAUGGGGUCACAACCCUAUGGAACUUCUCAUCAAUGAUAAGGCAACUCAACUGCCAGUUAGCUUAAAAGAUGGAAUGUGGCAUCAUAUUUGUGUGGCCUGGACUACAAGAGAUGGAAUGUGGACAGCCUUCCAAGAUGGGAAAAAGAAAGGCUCUAAUGAGAACCUGUCUGCCUGGCACCCAAUCAAACCUAACGGCGUCAUCAUUUUUGGACAAGAACAGGAUGCUGUAGGUGGUCGAUUUGAUGCUACCCAGGCAUUUGUAGGAGAGGUGGCACAGUUCAAUAUGUGGGAUCGUGUCCUGACCAAUAGUGAAAUAGAAGGAAUCGCAAACUGCACAAUACCUUUGUCUGGAAACCUUAUCCACUGGGAUGAUCGCCAAGUGGAUGUUUUUGGUGGUGCAACCAAGAGUCCAUUUGAAAGCUGUGAGGAGCGUUUGGGUCACUGAGAUAUACAUGAGCAUCCAGGUCUCCCACAUCCCCUAUUUAUCCCUCAGUGUCACCAUAGCAGGAUUUCACAGCUUUCCAACCAGUGGGUGUGAAAACAACACCAGCUUGUGUUAACUCAUCACAAGAUAAUCAUAUAACACUGUGUGUCUGUGUUUGGGGUCAGCAACCAACUUUACUAUGAAAUGGGUUUAGCAGUUGCUUAAUACCGUCACUUGAAAAUUUUUACAUAGACAUGUACAGAUUCUUUGUUCUCAUUUCCAGCAGGGCAUCAUGGUUGGUUUCUUAGCACUUUCAGGAAAAGUAAGACACAAAAGUGACCUAGAUACAUUUCAGUGUUACAGUUUAAUACAUAUAUCAGGUUUUGUAAAGCAGAUCUAAAUAGAGGGGCUAUCUUUAUUUAAAAUUCAUAUACUGUAUCACAAGUGUUUAUUUGUUCCUAAACCGCAUUUUAUAUUGUUUCUCCAGCACUGCUCCUCACAAUUACAUGGUUUACAUUUCCUGCAGCUUAUCAUUUGUUGAUAACAUUACAGCCUAUCGUCUAAAGCCAAUGAGCUUUUUGCUGGAUUCGUAGGGCAUUAUUCAAUAAAAACAGCACAAAGA